GAAGGGACGCAGGAGAGAGCGGGGGGAUGACAAAACUAAAAAAUAAUAAUAAUAACAACCAUGACUCCUUUAAUUAACACUGUCUCCGUACAUCAUAACGGCUCCUCAGUUUACCUACACAGGGCGCUGCAAUAAAUGACGGUCCGCCCCGUUAAGGGCGCUCUGGCUUGAGAGAGAUGUCAUCUCCAGGCAUGGGGACCCCCAGUGACCCCCUCCUGCCCAGCCCAGGAGGAGGGUUAUCCACAGCUCAGGAAGGUCUCUGGAGGAGCUCACUACCCAAAACUGCCAGCUUCCCAACAUCCACCACUCGGCACCUCAGUCACAGAGCCAACAAUUUCCAAAGACAACCGAAGCGUAGAAAGCUGAUACGACCUUCACCUCCUCCCCCUCCCAAUACACCCUGCCCCCUGGACCAGCUGGAUCUUAGUGAGCUUCCCCCAAGACGCACCUUUCAAGAGCUGCUCUGCAACGGCUGCAUCCUGUUUGGUAUUGAAUUUAGCUAUGCCAUGGAAACGGCUUAUGUGACUCCUGUGCUCUUACAGAUGGGCCUGCCUGACCAAUUCUACAGCUUGGUGUGGUUUAUUAGUCCCAUUCUUGGAUUCCUCGUUCAGCCGCUCAUAGGAGCAUGGAGUGAUCGUUGCACAUCCCGGUUUGGGCGGAGGAGACCCUUUAUUUUGGCUUUGGCUGUAGGGGCAUUGGUUGGUCUAAGCCUGGUGCUGAACGGACGAGACAUUGGAGUAAGCUUGGCUGACACAGCAUCCAAUCACAAGUGGGGGAUCAUACUAACAGUGUGUGGAGUGGUUCUAAUGGACUUCAGUGCGGAUUCUGCCGACAAUCCGAGCCAUGCCUACAUGAUGGAUGUGUGUAGCCCGGAGGACCAGGAUCGGGGCCUAAACAUUCAUGCAUUAUUAGCCGGACUAGGAGGAGGAUUUGGCUACAUCGUAGGUGGCAUCAACUGGGACCAGACGCAGUUUGGAAGAUCAAUGGGAGGGCAGCUGCGGGUCAUAUACUUGUUCACGAGUAUCACCUUGGUGCUUGCCACAGCCAUGACUCUGAUAAGUAUCCCUGAGAGGCCCUUACCCAAGAGCCAAGCAAACAAAACCUCUGGUAAAAACCAUCUGAAAAGUCCCAGCCUCCCUCUACCUCCAUCUCCUCCCAUUCCCCCUGGAGCGGCUCUAGGACUGGUUGAGGAAGAUGAGGAUGGUCUUUACAACUACAGUUCUUCAAAGUUUCAUCCAGGCAAUCCUGACCCUUUGGCCCAUUCCUGCAGUGCUAAUGCUCGCCUUUGUACUAGCCCCAUAUCAUCCCCGAGCCCACUCACUCCAAAAUAUGGCAGCUUUAUAAGCAGAGACAGUUCAAUCACUAGCAUCAAUGAGUUUGCCUCCUCAUUCGGAACCUCCUACAUAGACAGUGUGCUCAUAGACUGCCACACAGGUCAGCAGACUCCUCAGAGCCUGGCUCCCUUCUCUACCACUUUGCCUCUUCCUCCAGGGGACACCCCCCCUCCAGAUGAGUCCACACAGAUGGCAGGGAGCCACGCAGCAGGACACACUCCAGCGGAUGUGGUGUCUCAUCCAGUCGGGGGUGCUCAGGACGUGGAAGAGGCUCAACCUGCGGCAGAAUCGCAAUCCCACUGUGCACCCCAGGUCACAGCUGGGGCUCAUCCGGGUGCAGGCUUACAUCGGGGUUCCAGUGCUGGCAUCUUGAAGCGACCUCAGAGUCUUGCACUAAUUCCAGAGCCUAUGGCAACCCAGAUUGUUGGGCUGGAGAAUGGACGAAGGAGAACAGUGACUUUCAGCCAACAGGUUGCAAACAUUUUGCUGAAUGGAGUGCGGUACGAGAGUGAUCUGAGUGAGAAUGCGGAAACAGGAGAAUCCCAAAUGUCAAUGAAGCUGCUGUGUAUAGCCAUCUACAGGAUGCCUCCUUCUCUGCGGAGUUUAUGCACUAAUCAUUUUUUGGGCUGGUUGUCCUUUGAAGGCAUGCUGCUCUUCUACACCGACUUCAUGGGAGAAGUUGUGUUUGAAGGAGACCCCAAAGCCCCCCACGACUCUGAGGCUUAUCAGCGCUACAAUGCUGGGGUCAGCAUGGGCUGCUGGGGCAUGUGUAUCUAUGCAUUUAGUGCUGCGUUCUACUCAGCCAUACUGGAGAAACUAGAGGAGCGUUUCUCUCUUCGCACUCUAUACUUUUUUGCCUACCUGGCAUUUGGUCUGGGGACAGGCCUGGCGACGCUGUCCACCAAUCUCUACGUGGUCCUUUCUCUCUGUGUCACCUACGGAGUGCUGUUCUCCUCGUUAUGUACGCUGCCUUACUCUCUGCUGUGUGAAUACUACCAGAGCCCGCAGUUUUGUGGCUCGUCGGAGGAGGGGACCAGACGAGGGAUGGGGGUGGACAUUUCUCUACUCAGCUGCCAGUAUUUCCUGGCUCAGAUCCUGGUCUCAGUGGCGAUGGGACCUCUGACCUCACUGGUGGGCGGGGCUCAGGGAGUGAUGUACUUUUCAAGCCUGAUGUCAUUCGUGGGCUGUGUGUACUCCUCUCUCUGCGUGGUGUACCAGCUGCCCCCCCCUGAGGGUGAGCCCCCUGAAAGCGAGACCCAGCCACUAUUGGUGCACAUUUAGCAAAAAAAAUACUUUCCUUCGCUUUACCUCAGACACACACACAGUGAACAACCCACACUCCCACGCUGUUACUUAGCGCCUGAGUGUGUUGACCUUUAUUACACUGAUAGUGACAGAUACACGGCACAUCCUGCUGCGCACUUUCACACACAGUUUCACUAGCUGUCUUACACUAAUCAGCACUGUUCUUCUCAGAGCUAGACAAACAGACAGACAGACAGACAUUGGCCGCCGCCGCUUUGUGUAUAAAUAACCAGUGUGUUUCCAUGAAUUGUUCCCUAAGUUUUGCAAAUGAAUGUAUGACCUUUAUCUGAAUGUGUGUCUGGGUGUGUGUGCGGUUGAGAUACCCUGAGUGAGUUGCCUAUUUAUGGACAAACUUACCUCUUUUUUUUUUUUUUUUUGGUAAUGCUUGUUUUUUCGCUGUUUGUGAUAGAUAUGCUGAUCACUAUGUAUGAGCUAACUGCAGUUUUCCCCCUCUUUCCUUUCUUUAAUCCGUUUUCUCUUGGAUGCAUGAGCUGCAGUGUAAUUCUGUCAAAGCAACGUGAUUUUUGUUUUGGUCAUAAGGCCAAAAGAAUGUCUACCUGCCUGUUUCUCUGAGUCACACACAUAUGAUUGCUUCACACUUUAUGCUAAGAUUUUCCGACUAGAUGAAUGAGCUGGCAGGGACUUUUCACACUUUGUUAAUUUUUUUUUUUUUUUGAUACUUCAAGACUCUUCGGCAUAAUUUGCCAAAUUUAUAUCUAACCUUGCCCUAGUUCAAAGUGCUGUUGUAUUGCACACUUUGUAGCUGCAAAUACAAACAACAAUUUGUACUCAACCUAAUCAGUGUGAGACUUAAUUAGUGUGCGACCCCUAAAGUUUUUGAGUUUUCCAGCUGGAUACUUUUAAUGCAGUCCGACGACAUGUGCAUACAUUAAUAGCAGCUAGGUAAUUAAUCAUCAUAGCGCCAUGACUGACGAGAUGAAAAAUGAAACAUGCAGAAACGUGUACGCAUGCUUAAAAGAAAACGGAGAAACGUGUACCGGUGACAAAUUCUGCCCCGGCUAUCACUGAGCAACGUGCAGCCCUGUGAGCCGUCAGCCUAGUCCCGGCAUUUCCAUUGUAAUGACAGUGAUUCUUGUCAUUGUCAGGAAGAGGAGAAGUUGAAACUGGGGUGUGAAUCUGCAUUCAGUCGGAAACCGAACAAAUAAGAAGAACAGCAGAGAGAAGACUCUGAACUGUGGGUAAUCCUGAAGAUGGACAACAUUAAGGCAAAAAAAAAAAAAAGACUUUGGGGAUUCACAGAGCCAGCAGCAGGUGCUUCUCGUCAUCAUUAGGGCGCAUGUUUAAGAUAGUAGGCUUCUGCUUCACCAUGCUCAGUCCAUCAUCUCAUUAUGGUAAUGACCUCAUUGUUGUCAGCAAAGGUCUUUACUGGAAGAUACUUUCAUCCUGGAGAGGCCAUCCUCAUGACAAAAGUGGCACGUAUAUAAUUUUAUUUUUUAUUUUUAAACAUCUGCCACGCCAUGGCAAAUGUUCAGCCUCAUCACAGGCACUAAACUUGACUUCAGGGUUCUGACAUAAACAUCAGUAUUGGAAGUCUUUCAUUGCACCGGUUCCAUUGAGCAGUCCGACAUACUGCUCCCUCUGGAGAAUGUUACAUGCCUACUAUCGAUGCCUCCUGGACUGACUGGAUGCACACCAUUCUAAUGUUUCUUAGGAAACAACUAUGGAUCAUGCUCCUGCAGCUUGCUUAAAU
This is a messenger RNA of Cololabis saira (Pacific saury), 4350 nucleotides long. RefSeq names its product solute carrier family 45 member 1 (gene slc45a1). NCBI's taxonomy places the organism in Eukaryota, Metazoa, Chordata, Actinopteri, Beloniformes, Belonidae. Gene Ontology annotation, biological process: transmembrane transport. Gene Ontology annotation, molecular function: sucrose:proton symporter activity. The transcript is spliced from 9 exons. The record is from RefSeq and is a predicted model, not a curated record. Bases 177 to 2615 code for a protein of 812 amino acids. Gene Ontology annotation, cellular component: membrane.